UAGGAAUGGGAGGGCAGGGGAAAACCACAGUUGCCAAGCAAGUGUUCAACAACAAAAAGGCGACUGGGCCUUACCGUGCAUGGGUCACGGUGUCUCAGUCAUACACCGUGGAGGGGAUAUUGCGGGACAUGUUGCUGGCGUUUUACAAAGAACAAAACGAGUCUCCCCCUAGCGACAUUUCCACGAUGAAUCGAGUGUCAUUGAAAACUGAAGCACGAUACUACUUGCAAGAAAAGAGGUAUGUCGUGUUCUUUGAUGAUGUAUGGAACACACUUUUGGGAUGACGUUGAGCAUGCUUUAAUUGAUAAUAAACUUGGAAGUAGGGUGUUCAUCACAACAAGGGAUGGGAAUGUUAUAAAUUAUUGCAAGAAAUCUUCUUUUAUUGAAGUACAUGAGCUGCAACCUUUAACUGAAAAGAAAUCUCUAGAGCUCUUUUGUAAGAAGGCAUUCUUUGACUUGAAUGGAAAUUGUCCCCGAAAUCUUGUGAAAAUAUCUUCUGAAAUUGUUAACAAAUGCAAUGGUUUACCAUUAGCAAUUGUAGCCAUGGGGGGUGUUUUAGCUGCCAAAAAGAGAGAUGUAUUUGUUUGGGAAGAUUUUAGUAAAUAUCUAAGUUCAGAACUGGAGAAGGAUCCGAGUUUAAAUGGUAUAGGAAAGAUUCUGGGUAUUAGUUAUGAUGAUUUGCCUGCCUCUCUCAAACCUUGCUUAUUGUAUUUUGGUAUGUAUCCUGAAGACUAUGAAGUUAAACAAGAGAGAGUGAUUUGGCAAUGGAUAGCCGAGGGGUUUAUCAAGGAGAAAAAUGGAAAAUCUGUGGAGAAAGUGGCGAAAGGUUAUUUAACAGAAUUGGUGAGUAGAAAUUUGGUGCAAGUCGUUGAUGUUGAUGAUGAUGAAGAUGAUUUAGCAAGGGGUGAAAGUUAUCGAGUCCAUGACCUAUUACGUGACAUGAUCCUUAAAAAAUCUGAAGAUUUAAGUUUCUGCCAAUUUAUUUCUAAAGAUGAUCAGUCAACAUUAUGUGUUAAAAGUCGACGCCUAUCAAUGGCAACGAGUUCCAAUGAUUUCAUGUUAAGUACAGAAGGCUCAUAUAUCCGUUCAUUGCUUUUUUUCAUUGAGUUCAUGGAGGAACAAUUUCCUAAACUCUUAAGGAUAAUCCCCAUAAAAUACAAGCUAUUGAAGGUACUUGAUUUUGAAGGUGUUGAACGUGAUAAAUCUGAUUGUGAAGCUCCUGAGAAUUUGGGGACUCUAAUCCAUUUGAGGUAUUUGAGCUUCAGUAAUACAAGAUUAGAGAAUCUUCCAGAAUCCAUUGGCAAACUUGAGAACUUGGAGACCUUGGAUCUAACGCUCACAUAUGUGAAAGUGCUGCCAAAGGAAAUCGGAAAGCUUAGAAAGCUGCGGCAUCUUCUGUUUGAGAGUGGUGUCAAGUUUGCUGCAUUGGAGGAUAUUGGAGGCAUGACAUCACUACAAACUCUAAGUGAUGUGAGCUUAGAUGUUGAUGGAGCACUAGAGCUAAUUACUGAGCUAGAAAAGCUGGGGCAAUUAAGAGUUUUGAGAUUGUCGAAAGUUAAGGAGCAACAUAAAAGAGCUUUAUGUUCCUUAUUAAAUAAAUUGCAGCACUUGGAGGAAGUGUUUAUUGGGGGGUUGGCAGAUCGUGAAUUGAUAAUUGAUUUGCACUUUACAGCCCUACCUAUGCUUCAAGUGCUUCAUCUUGACUGUUUAGAAUGUAAUUCGCCAAUGUGAUUUUCAGGAUGUCAAAAUCUUGUUAAGUUGAUAAUCGAGAUGAGCUCGCUAGCAGAUGGUGCAUUCCAGUCAAUCCAAAACUUGCCAAACUUGUUGUAUCUCAAUAUAGCCUUCACGGAAGCUGGUAGCACUUUGCAUGUUCAUGAUGGGGGGUUUCUGAAUCUAAAGUAUCUGCUACUUAUAAGUGUUUUUAGGUUAGAAUUCUUCCAUAUGGAUAGAGGAGCACUGCCUUCUCUGGAAUAUCUCACCUUACGCCAAAUCUACACACUCAAAGAGGUACCGAGCUUCCAACACCUAAAGAAUCUUAAAAGACUUGAGCUGGAUCAUUCAUGGAAAUUUCAGGAUAGCCCACAACUGCAAAUCAUCAAGCAUGUGCCCCUUGUACAAGUUUAUGAUGGGAACUACAAAUUAACUCAUUGCUUCGAGUUUGGAAAAGAAGUGAAUUGAAUUAUCUCAUCAGCAAUAUGAAACAAUGAGGUAUUGGGCUUCCAGUUCAAAGAAACUUAGACUCUCCAUGUGGCUUUCCACAAAAAUGGCAAUGUGGCAUUGUACCAUUCUGUUUCGUAUUUGGCAUUUCAAUUUAUAAAUAGAGUGUGUGUACUUGUUUUUCUUAAUAAAGCAAGUUAUUUUGUUAGUCAUUUUGCUUUUGAUUCAUACCAUUU
Lotus japonicus is the source of this 2393-nucleotide messenger RNA. Its product is annotated as disease resistance protein RPM1-like. Gene Ontology annotation, biological process: defense response to other organism. The coding region runs from base 241 to 1731 and encodes 496 amino acids. The transcript is spliced from 3 exons. NCBI's taxonomy places the organism in Eukaryota, Viridiplantae, Streptophyta, Magnoliopsida, Fabales, Fabaceae. Gene Ontology annotation, molecular function: ADP binding. The record is from RefSeq and is a predicted model, not a curated record.